AUCUUGAAAAUUUCAAAACCAGGACAAGGAGUACAGUUUCAGUCCGACAAGGACAGGGAAUGGUGUUGCUUUGUGGACCACCACCACAUUCUGGAGAACUGAUCUAUGCCUGGAUUUUCAAUGAAUAUCCAACUUUUGUGCACCAGGAUAAUCGCCGCUUCGUUUCUCAAGAGACUGGGAACUUCUACAUAGCUAAAGUAGAGAAAUCUGAUGUAGGGAAUUAUACCUGUGUGGUGACAAACACAGUAACCAAUACCCGAGUGCGAGGGCCUCCUACACCUUUAAUCCUGAGAAACGAUGGAGUGAUGGGUGAAUACGAGCCAAAAAUCGAAGUGCAAUUCCCAGAAACGGUUCCAUCUGCCAAAGGAACAACUGUGAGGCUGGAGUGUUUUGCACUGGGAAACCCAGUUCCUACAAUCAGCUGGAGAAGAACAGAUGGAAAACAAAUCCCCAAAAAAGCUCGGAGACACAAAUCAAGCAGCAUUCUAGAAAUCCCAAACUUUCAACAGGAAGAUGCUGGCAUGUACGAAUGUGUGGCUGAAAAUGUGAGAGGAAAGAACAUGGCCAGAGGCCAACUGAUAUUUUAUGGUACCCAGAUUAUUUAUUUACCUGAUUUUCAUUAUAGCCAAGGCCAAAAUGCG
This is a messenger RNA of Python bivittatus (Burmese python), 641 nucleotides long. The record is from RefSeq and is a predicted model, not a curated record. NCBI's taxonomy places the organism in Eukaryota, Metazoa, Chordata, Lepidosauria, Squamata, Pythonidae.